AUGGCAUUCUCGUGCUUUCAUCACCUUCUUCCUCUAGCAGUACUACUGUCAUUGACACUAACCCAUGUAGUGAAAGGGAAUCAAGUUUUUGAUCAAAUUUUUGAUUAUGCGAAACGAGCUGGAGUACUGAAGCAAUCAGCAAAUGGCUGCAAUUUGUUUCAAGGGAGUUGGGUUGUUGAUGAUGAAUAUCCACUUUACAAUGCUUCAAGCUGUCCAUUCAUUGGUUUCAAUUGCAUAAAGAAUGGUAGACCUGAUCAACAGUACCUCAAGUAUAGAUGGAAGCCUACUGGUUGUGACCUUCCAAGAUUCAAUGGCCUAGAUUUCAUGGAAAGAUACAGAGGGAAAAAGAUUAUGUUUGUGGGAGAUUCCCUAAGUAACAAUAUGUGGCAAUCCCUUACAUGCAUGCUGCAUGUUGCAGCCCUAAAUUCCAAAUACACCUUGACACAAGCAGGGUCGCUUUCCACAUUUUACCUCGAGGAAUAUGAACUGUCGGUUGUGUUUCUGAAAAAUGGGUUCAUAGUGGACUUGGCUUAUGAAAAAAUAGGCAAAGUCCUUAAACUUGACUCCAUCGGCACUGGCAACCUUUGGAAAGGAGUAGACAUGUUGAUCUUCAACACAUAUCACUGGUGGACUCAUUCCGGCGGCUCUCAGACAUGGGACUACUUUCAAGUGGGACAAAAGGUAGUGAAAGAAAUGGAUCACUUGGAGGCAUACAAGAUUGCAUUAACAACUUGGGCUAAAUGGGUUGAUUCCAACAUUGAUUUUUCAAAGACCAAAGUCUUUUUUCAAGGGGUUGCUGCAGUUCAUAUUGAUGGAAAGGAAUGGAAGGAACCAAAAGCAAGAACUUGCAGAGGACAAGCCCAACCAUUGAUGGGAACUAGUUAUCCAGGCCCAAGUCAUCCAGGAGAAGCUAUUGUGAAGAGUGUGUUGAGUACAAUGGCAAAACCAAUUUACUUGCUUGACAUUACAUUGCUCACACAGCUAAGAAAAGAUGGGCACCCUUCAAUUUAUGCAGGCAUGGGUUCCAAAUUUGUGGACUGCAGCCACUGGUGUCUUCCUGGUGCUCCUGAUGCUUGGAAUGAACUUCUAUAUGCAGUUUUGAACUUUUAA
Fragaria vesca subsp. vesca is the source of this 1110-nucleotide messenger RNA. RefSeq lists its product as uncharacterized. The coding region runs from base 1 to 1110 and encodes 369 amino acids. Gene Ontology annotation, molecular function: O-acetyltransferase activity. The record is from RefSeq and is a predicted model, not a curated record. The transcript is spliced from 5 exons. Gene Ontology annotation, cellular component: Golgi apparatus. Lineage: Eukaryota; Viridiplantae; Streptophyta; Magnoliopsida; Rosales; Rosaceae.